AUGAAUUUUGCUCCAUUAUCUCAUGCAAUGCAGUCUUGGGCCAAUUCAGACAUCUAUGCAUUAUUAUAUCCACUCUUUCUUCUUCUUCUUCUUCUUCUUCUUCUCAUCCUCAAGAAGCACAUUCAAUCUCCUCCUUCCAGAGGCCAAACUCUCCCACCGGGUCCGCGUCCAUGGCCAAUUCUGGGCAACGCCAUGGAAAUAGGCUUCAAGCCCCACGUCUCACUCUCCAACCUCGCCCGAGUCCACGGCCCCCUCAUCUCUCUUAGGCUCGGCAGUCAGCUUCUCGUGGUGGCCUCCUCCCCGGCAGCUGCCACCGAAGUCCUCAAAUCACAGGACCGGUUGCUGUCUGGGCGGUGUGCUCCACAGGCAUUUCCCAUCUCAGCCUCUGUUCUCGAACGCUCCUCCUUCAUCUGGGCUCCUGAGUGCACCGAGAGAUGGAAGCUCCUGCGAGCGUUGUGCAGGAACGAGCUGCUCUCGGCCAAGGUGCUCGAGACGGGAGCCGCUCUGAGGGAGAGGAAGACAGCUGAAGUGGUGGAGUUCUUGGGGGAAAAGGAAGGGAAAGUGAUGGAGAUAGGAGAAGUGGUGCAUACUUUGGUUUCUAAUGUUUUAUCUAACCUUUGUUUCUCCAAGGAUUUCAUAGAUUUGAGAGGUGGAGUGGGAAGAGAAUUCAAGGAGAUUGUUUCAGCCAUGAAGAAAUUGGUCAUUACUCCAAAUGUGGCUGAUCUUUAUCCUGGUUUGCUGGGGAAGUUGGAUCCUCAGGGGCUGAGAGGAAGGCCUUGGAAUGCCAUAGAAGAUUGA
This is a messenger RNA of Diospyros lotus (date-plum), 798 nucleotides long. RefSeq names its product probable (S)-N-methylcoclaurine 3'-hydroxylase isozyme 2. Bases 1 to 798 code for a protein of 265 amino acids. Gene Ontology annotation, molecular function: heme binding; iron ion binding; monooxygenase activity. The transcript has a single exon. NCBI's taxonomy places the organism in Eukaryota, Viridiplantae, Streptophyta, Magnoliopsida, Ericales, Ebenaceae. The record is from RefSeq and is a predicted model, not a curated record.